Mizuhopecten yessoensis (Yesso scallop) is the source of this 2316-nucleotide messenger RNA. Its product is annotated as cleavage stimulation factor subunit 2-like. The record is from RefSeq and is a predicted model, not a curated record. NCBI's taxonomy places the organism in Eukaryota, Metazoa, Mollusca, Bivalvia, Pectinida, Pectinidae. Gene Ontology annotation, biological process: mRNA 3'-end processing. Bases 13 to 1428 code for a protein of 471 amino acids. The transcript has 11 exons. Gene Ontology annotation, molecular function: mRNA binding. Gene Ontology annotation, cellular component: mRNA cleavage and polyadenylation specificity factor complex.
AAACGAACCAAGAUGGCGACUCAACUCAUGCCCAAUCCGCCGCUAACUGCAGCAGAAAGAGCUUGUCGAUCAGUAUUUGUUGGAAACAUUCCAUAUGAAGCCACAGAAGAACAGUUACGAGAAAUAUUCACCCAAGCUGGACCUGUAGUAAGCUUCAGGCUUGUGUAUGACAGAGAAACAGGGAAACCCAAGGGAUAUGGCUUCUGUGAGUACCAGGAUGUGGAGACGGCACAGAGUGCCAUGCGAAACCUCAACAAUUAUGAUUUCAAUGGCCGCCCCUUGCGUGUGGGCGUGGCUGCUGGGGAACAGAACAGGGAUGAAAUGAAAGGCAUGCAGCAGGCCAUGGGGGGUCCUCUGCUAGAGAGUCCGUUUGGAGAUCCUACAGAGCCAGAGAAAGCCCCAGAGGCCAUCUCCAAGGCUGUAGCUAGUUUACCCCCAGAACAGAUGUUUGAGCUGAUGAAACAGAUGAAGAUGUGUAUUCAGAACAAUCCAACAGAGGCAAGGAACCUGCUUUUACAGAAUCCUCAGCUGGCCUACGCUCUCCUGCAAGCUCAGAUUGUCAUGAAAAUUGUAGACCCCCAGGUUGCCAUGGCUAUGUUACACAGAGACACCAACCAGAUCCCACCGUCAAAUGUACCUCCUUCCUCACAGCCCAUCAGCCUGCCACCACAGCUCAGGAUGCCAAAUACAUCAGUGCCCCAGGGCCCACCUAACUCUAUGGGAGGACCCAUGCCUAUGGGCAGCAACAUCAUGGCUCCAGGUCCACAUGGCCCAGGUGGACCAGGACCACAUGGGCCUGGAGGUCCCGGUUCUCACGGCCCUGGAGGACCAGGUCCACAUGGCCCAGGAGGUCCAGGUCCACAUCCAGGCGGUCCACAUGGUCCAGGGGGUCCCGGACCUCGUGGCCCUGGAGUUCCUGGCAAUCGUGGUCCUGGUGGCCCUGGUCCUCAUGGCCCAGGUGGACCAGGGCCAGGAGGGCCAAGAAUGGGUGGACCAGAAAUGAUGGGCAGACCUCAGGGACCAUUGAUGGGUCCAGGUGGUCCUCAGCCAAACAUGGGUGGACCACAGCCAAACAUGGGAGGACCCCCCAUGAGGCCAGACAUGGGUGGUCCCCCUCAGUCUCGUCCCGAACAGAGGGACCCCAGGAUGGGGGAUGGGCGUGGUAUGCCUCCGAGGCCUGGUCCCCAGGGUGGAGCUCCAGUUGGUAUUCCAGGACUACCAAACUUGUCUUUGGGUGGCUUACAGUUACCAGGAGGUAUGCCAAAUAUGUCUGCUGGAGCUUCAAUCUCGGCACAAGACCAAGAGAAGGCUGCCCUGAUCAUGCAGGUGUUACAGCUAACAGACCAGCAGAUAGCCAUGUUACCCCCCGACCAGCGGCAGAGUAUUCUCAUCCUCAAGGACCAAAUAGCGAAGAGUGCAAACCCAUAGACGCUAACAUUGUUUUCUUAUUGCUUCAUCUUGUUCACAAAGACCCACAGUUAGAUACCAGGAGCUGGAACAUCAGGCAUCAAAUCACCUUAUAAGGGUAGACAACUCUGUGGAACGCCAUGUAAACCUCCACGGAUAACAACUUGUUACAGUAGACACUAUUGACCAUUUCAUUUGUCAAUAUCAAAUUUUAUAAAUCACAACAGAUUUAUAUUUUAAAUUAGAGUGGCCAAAAGUUGUUUUACUAAAGUGUCUGGGGAAUUGUCAAGGCUCAUUGGAUGAAAUCAGUUGUUUUUUUGUAUAGAUGGUUGAAGGAGAACCGGGUCAAAUAGCAUGGUGUAUGAAUAGAUGCAUGGUUUAUUUGAUGUAAAUAUUGAAACUGCAGUUUACAUCAUAUACAAUUUAUUGAAAUGGCAGUUUAAAAUGAAAGUGGCUUAAAAAAAAAAAAAAACACUUUGAUUAUAUUUUGAUAGAUCCAAAUUACCUGGUAUUUCAGGUCCAUCUUUAAUCUUGUUUGAAGAAAAAAACUUUGCUUUCUUGAAGCAAGUACAAAAUACAAAACAAAGGGACAGAGGUAAACAUAUAAAUUUUGUCAUUCAGUAGAAAUAUUGUUGUCAUUUAGGGGAGAUUUGGACUGAAAGUUUGAAUGUUUCAUUGUAUGUAUAGUGUUACGAAUCAGUUCAUUAACUGUAUGAAAGUGUAACAGUAUUAUGGAAUAUCUUUCACUGUGGGUACGAGAGCAGAUGAAUGCUAAAUAAAUGUAACCAGUGAGGUGUACGAAAAAUCUCCUCACCAUUUUGAUUCAUGUCAUUCAGUAGAUUUUCCAUACUCAUGUUUUCAUUAUAUUUUGGUGUCAGAUCUAGAUAGAAGUAAAAUAUGUCUGCUUCA